AACGACGAAGCCCGGUUUACACUAGUCCAAAGAGUUGUCUUGAGAUUUCUAUUCUCGUGCUUGGUUGACAAAGCGAGAAGAAUCUCGAUCUUGGUCGACCACGCGACCAACGAGGAACAGAAACGUCGCGAUUCAACAAUGUGGAAACGAGUAGUAAUUAACAUCCGUUAUAACCGGAUGUUCGAGUGUAAUUCUUCUAGUGUUCGAAAAACUUUGGUCACGUAACGAUGAAUUUUCUGUGCGUAUUCUUUUACAUCUCGACUAUGGCGAUCUUUGGGUCCAGUUCAGCUCAACAGGACGAUGGUGUACUCGACAAGAUAAAAACGGGUUUCGAGUACGCGUCGAAUUAUCUGGAAACUGCAAAGGACAUUGCCGACUUGGUAGCGAGUAGUCUGGGCGGUAAGCAAAAGGAGAAACGGGGUGAGGACGAAGAUGCGAAGAAUAAGGGAAGUUUUGGCCCUUCCACCCUCAUGUCUGCUUUCUUUCGUCUCUUUGGAUUGGAUUCGCAGAAAGUUACAGCGAUUGCUGUGAACAGUGUCAUAUUCCUCGCACAAAUGAUAAGCUCGUUGUUCAAUUUGAAGCCGAAAGAGAAUUCUGGUAGAAGUUUGGAAGAUGAGAGUGACGCUUCAUCUUGGGAUCCAGCGAGACUUAUUACGGAGAGCAAGAACGAGAGAAUUCAGAAUUUACUGGAACAAGCUCGAGACGAGAAUCUAGCGAGUCGGUUGAUCGACAGAUUGGAUGGCGACGAUUCAUCGUGCAUCAGAUUGCUCGUAUGCAAAAUUUCACCUGUUAUCAAGGCGGCGCAAUAUUCUUUAAAGAACAAAAGUCAAGAUAAAUGGCAUCGAAUGACUUCUUGGCUACCGAAUAAAGACGAGUUCGAAGAAAACGGCGACGAAUGCGAAAACACGCAUACAGAUUGCAGUUUAUUUUUCUAGCGGUAGCUAUUGAAUCGGCCUGUAGUAGUUUAUUUAACUUUAUUUGCUACGAACUUGGUUUCGGGAAGAAAUGAGGAUCGGCUCGAAGAAAUUUUUCGAAUACUUUUGCACAAAAACUGAACGCUUUCGGAAUUUCGUAUAUACGUAUAUAUAAAAAUCGAUAUGGAAGAUGUUAUUUAUAAUUGAAACUCUACGCGUGAGUAACUGUGUAUAAUGGAAUUGCUAGGAAUCAAAGAAUUGGUUUGCACAGCAUAUAUAUUUGCGUCUAUACAAAUAUAUACCAAUAUAUUACACAAUGUACAAGGUAUACCAAAAUUAAUUUAUCGAACACCGCAUUUCCGGUGUUCUGCGAAUCGACGAAUGAAAAAGAAAAAAGCAGUGAACCACCAUUUUCCUUUCUGGAAUAUGCACCAUUUAUUUUAAAUAAAUUCCUCGUGAAUUAAAUUUGGCAAUAUACCCUUUCUUGUAUCUCCAGCCAUCUCCAGGAUGGCCGCGCUCGCGUUCCAUUACACCAAAUAAAAUUACUAUUGCUUCGAAUCGUUCGAUCAUUACAAACAACAUUUGUCUCUUGUACGUUGCACAAGGAAAUGCUUUCGAUAAUAUCGUUUGUGAAACAGAAGCGUUUCCUUUAAAAUGUAAUCGCAUUUUUAAUACGAUUUUAAACGGCCUCGUUGUUGCCUCGUUGAUAUUUAGCGAGGAUUUUAACAAGAAAAA
Apis dorsata (giant honeybee) is the source of this 1649-nucleotide messenger RNA. RefSeq lists its product as uncharacterized. The transcript is spliced from 4 exons. NCBI's taxonomy places the organism in Eukaryota, Metazoa, Arthropoda, Insecta, Hymenoptera, Apidae. The record is from RefSeq and is a predicted model, not a curated record. The coding region runs from base 228 to 935 and encodes 235 amino acids.